Caenorhabditis angaria is the source of this 2296-nucleotide messenger RNA. The record is from the annotation of a GenBank genome assembly. NCBI's taxonomy places the organism in Eukaryota, Metazoa, Nematoda, Chromadorea, Rhabditida, Rhabditidae.
AUGCCACUGCGAAAAAAUGCGAAUUUUAUCCUAAUAUUUUUCGCUAUUCCUACUAUUCUUUGCCAAAAAGAUGUUCUCGAAAUUCGAACCACUUAUCAAGCUGAAGAUAUUGGCCUUCUCACUGAUCAACAUCCUCAAUGUCAAGCGUGGAAAUUGUUUGAGAAAACGCAAGUUUCUCGAGUUAGCCUAACUGUGCAGGAUGUGAAAAAUCUUGCGCUUCGCAGGGAUGAGGUUUAUAUUCGCGAUGAGAAGGAGGCUGAUAAAUAUCUAGUUCCUAGAGAUCUUCUAGCAAACUACACGGUGUGUGAGGCUUAUCAAGAUCUAAACAUUUUUGUGAAAAAUUUUUCAGAUUAUUCGUGUAAACUUCAGAAAUAUUUGUCGACUUCUACCGAGAGUUUUACAAAUCUCAUCACCCCUUGCUGCUCAAAAAAGUCGAAUCAAUCUUGGUGCAUUUUGUCAGAACUUUAAUUACACAAUGAUAGAUCCGGAACUCGAAAAACUUGAGAUCAAUAUCACAAAUCUAGAGGACGCACAAAGUUUUUCAAUAGGAAUGCCACCGCAUCUACUCCAGGAUCAUCUUUCGAUCACGAUAACAAUGCCUGGGGCAUGUGAUGCUAGUGGAAAUGAUGAGAAUGAGAUUGCUAUGCAAUACUAUAUAGAGAAAUAUGGGGAUUUCUCGUUUGAUAUUUCUCGACUAAAUGUUCCUGUUGACAAAUUGCAUGAAACUGUUCACGAUAUGAAGGCGCUGGAUCAAAUUAUGCGGUUAGCCUAACUUCAAAACAUUUUCUAGGUUAAAAAAUAUUUUCAGACCAUCCGGUGAGAUAAGUUUCCAACGUCCACUACCCUCCUCAACAAUCCUACCAUUUUUAAAACGUGUAAACUACGACGCACAUCAGCCACCAAAUUUACAUUUGGAUGAUGUGGUUACAGUCAAAGUUGGAUUAUGGAUACAGUUUAUGAGCAAUUUUGAGCUCUCGACGAUGGUGAGUUUUUUUUGAGACGCUUAAAAAAUAAAAUAAAAAGUGUGGGAAUGGGGGAUCGAACCUGGGUCAAAAUAAUGACAACCUAUCCUCUUAUCCACUCGGACACGCGCGCUAGUUUUUCCGUGCGUCGAAUUUCGAUGAAAAGAUAACGCCAGUGCUAAAAAAGCUGGCCUAUUUUUCCCGAGUUUUAUAGGAUUACGACAUUGACACGUGGAUUCGAAUGGCUUGGGUCGACCCGCGCCUCCGACACGAUUUAUCGCGCCCCAUCAUGGUCAACGACUACAAGUUUUUGCGAAUGAUCUGGCGACCAGAUCCGAUCUUCAAAAAUUCAAAGCACAGCACCUUCCACAAAGUGUCCUAUCUCAAUUUCUACAUGUUCAUUUUUCCCGAUGGAAAAGUUUUUAUGGAUGUUCGAGUGUUCCUAAAACCCACCGCCGCCACAAUUGUUCUCUGCAAAUAUCCGCACGAUAACCCGGCAGUGUCGCUGAAGAUCAGUUCGAUGGGCUUCACUGACAAUGUGAUACGAUUCGAGUGGUUCAACGAUUUGGAUGACGCUAUUAAAGUCGAGAAAAGUCUACGGAUCCCCGAAUUAUCCAUACGCCACGUGUCACCAGAAACCUGCAAUGGCUCCCGGAAAUCUGGCUCUUUCUCCUGCCUGGAAGCCAAAUUUUUCAUGCAUCGUGAAGUUGGCUAUCACAUCGCGAAUACCUAUGUUCCCACUACACUGUGUGUGAUCUUCUCGUGGAUUGCGGUUUGGCUUCCAGAAGAGUUUGUGGAGGGUAGGUUCAUAUCCCUUUUUCGUCUCGUGUCUCUUCUUCACCCACACUGUCUCGUUUUCUCUCACGUGAGAGAAAACGAGAACAGCAGAUACGCGAGACGAAAAAGGGAUAUUAACAGACUCCGCCCACUUUUUAAUUUCAGGUCGAAUUUUUGUGUCGCUCACUGUCUUCCUAACCCUCUCCGCUGAAAACAGUUCCGCCAAAGACGAACUUCCAAAAGUCUCCUACGUAAAAUCAAUCGAUAUCUGGUUCGGCUUCACUUCAAUCUUCGUAUUCCUCACAAUGAUCCAAUCUCUAGUGGUAAUCUAUUUAGGACAACUCAGCAAAAAUCAACGAAAGAAACUCGAGAAAAAUCUGGAUUGCUAUGGAAAAUAUCAAAUUACCAAAACAUUGUUGCGCAGCAGGUUUUACCAUAAGUUAUCAAUGCAAAUAGAUUCAUUUUGUAAAGUUAUGUAUCCUGUGGUUUUUAUUAUUUUUUUGACGUUUUAUUCAUUUGUUAUUACGCAAGGCGAGGAAGAUAAGUGUAUACAAUGA